CAAUUCACACUGAAACCUUAUAUCCAAAAUCCAGCUUUUUGCGAUUUAGUAAAACAUUUCUCCAGUUUCGUUUGACAGACACGAACUACUUAGGUUAAUUAUGGCAUCAAGGCAGCAAGCGAAGGAAGAAAGAGCCGAGGCCGCAGCCAGAACGGCUGCAGACGAGCUUAGUGAAGUGAACAGGGAAAGAAGAACAGAGGAAGCCAGCAGAAGAGUUGAUGAUGACCGGCGUGUUGCCGUUGAAGAAAAGGGAACUCCUGGAAUCCCAAUUAUCGGGGGAUUACUGAGUGCCGUUCAGGGCACAAUUGAGCACGCCAAAGAAGCUGUAACCGGAAAGACUCAUGAUGCUUCCGUAGAAGCAGCUCGUGAGGCUAGAAUGACCCGGGAUGUUGUCUCAGAUAAGACGUCGGAAGCGGGUUAUAAAACAGGGGAAUACAAAGAUUAUACCGCUGGUUUAGCAGCUCAGAAAACAGGGGAAGCCGCAGAUAAGGCCAAGGAGUAUAAAGAUUAUACUGCUCAAAAAACAGGGGAAGCUGCAGAUAAGGCCAAGGAGUAUAAGGAUUAUACUGCUGACAAAGCUAGAGAAGCAAAAGAUGCAGCUGCCCAGAAGGCCAGAGAGGCUUCUGAUGCUACUGCGCAAAAGGGAAGGGAAUAUAAGGAUUAUACCUCUCAAAAAGCAAAUGAAGCUGCUGAUGCAACUGCUCAAAAGGGGAGGGAAUACAGAGAUUAUACUUCCCAGAAAGCUAGUGAAGCUGCUGAUGUAAUUGCUGAGAAAGCCAGGCAAGCUGGUAAUAAAGUUGGGGAGUACAAGGAUUACACUGCUGAGAAGGCCAAGGAGACGAAAGAUUCUGCAAUGGGGAAGAUGGGAGAGUACAGGGAUUCGGCUAUGGAGAAAGCAAGGGAAACUAAAGAUGCAGCUGUUGAUAAGGCCAGAGAGGCUAAAGAUGCAACAGCAGGGAAAUUAGGGGAAUACAGGGAUUAUGCUGCUGAAAAGGCAUACGAGACCAAGGAUGCCACUAUGCAGAAAGCAGGGGAAUACAAAGAUUAUGCAGCUCAAAAAGCAACCGAAACGAAAGAUGCGGCUAUGCAGAAAGCAGGGGAAUACAAGGAUUAUGCAGCUGAGAAGGCAGGGGAAGCUAAAGACAAAACAGGGGAGAAAGCGGCUGAGUACAAAGAUUACACGGCGGAAAAGGCUGUAGAAGGGAAGGACACCACAGUUGGCAAGCUGAGUGAGUUGAAGGAUUCAGCCGCCGACGCCGCCCGGAGAGCUAUGGAUUACUUGACCGGUAAGAAGGAACAGGAGCGGAAAGCUGAGCUGGCCCAUCCAGAACUCAAGAGCAAGUACGAGUUGACAGAAGAUGAAGCCAGGCGGAAAAUGGAAGACUUGAAGCUCUCACAAGAGGGAGUCUGGGAUGAGAGUAAACAAAGGGCGGAAGCUGCCGAUGAAACUGCCGCUGACAGGGGAGCAGCAGCAAAAACGAACAUCUUCAGCGCCAUUGGUAAUGUGGGAGUUGCUAUAAAGGAUAAGCUGACACAUCCAUCAGACAUUGCGGCGGAGACUCAUGCGGCCAGGGAACAGGGAGGGCCAAAGAGGGUGGUGGAGAGGUACAUGGUGGACGUGGUUGAGAGCCCUCCUCCGGCAGGGGAAGCGGCGUCUUACCUGAAGAAUGCUGAUAAGAUGAGAUCUUCUGGACGGAGUUCCGGUGAUCAGGGGAUGAUGGGCGAGGAAGGCACUGGUGUUGUGCGGGUGGAACGUGUUGGAAAAGUUGAAAGCACGAAGGAUGAGAAAUGA
Messenger RNA from Oldenlandia corymbosa var. corymbosa, 1792 nucleotides. NCBI's taxonomy places the organism in Eukaryota, Viridiplantae, Streptophyta, Magnoliopsida, Gentianales, Rubiaceae. The record is from the annotation of a GenBank genome assembly.